AUGGCCGAGCGGGGCCGCCCGGGCCUCGCCGGCGCGCCCGGCGUGCUCGACACGCCGGUGCCCAUGAACCUGUUCGCCGCCUGGGAGGUGGACGGCGCCAGCCCCAGCUGCGUGCCCAGGCUGUGCAGUCUGACCCUGAAGAAGCUGGUGGUCUUUAAGGGGCUGGAGAAAGAGCUCAUCUCCGUGGUGAUCGCCGUCAAGAUGCAGGGCUCCAAGCGUGUGCUUCGGUCCCAUGAGAUCGUGCUGCCCCCCAGUGGACACGUGGAGACGGACCUGGCCCUGACCUUCUCGCUGCAGUACCCCCACUUCCUGAAGAGGGAAGGCAACAGGCUGCAGGUCAUGCUCCAGCGCCGGAAGCGUUACAAGAACCGGACCAUCCUGGGCUACAAAACGUUGGCGGCCGGCUCCAUCAACAUGGCUGAGGUGCUGCAGCACCCCCCUGAGGGCGGCCGGGUGCUGGGCCUGUGCAGUGACGGCAAGGAAGCGGCUGCCAGGGUGGCCGAGGUCUGGAUCUUCUCCCUAUCCAGCCAGCCCAUCGACCAUGAGGACAGUACCAUGCAGGCUGGCCCCAAGGCCAAGGCCACAGACAACUACUCCGAGGAGGAGGACGAGAGCUUCUCCUCAGAGCAGGAAGCCAGCGACGACGCCGCACAGGGCCAGGAGCUGGACGAGGACGACUUUGAUGUGGGGAAGCCAGGGAAGCAGCGGCGCUCGCUAGUAAGAACGACGUCCAUGACCAGGCAGCAGAACUUCAAGCAGAAGGUGGUGGCCCUGCUGCGGAGAUUCAAGGUGUCUGACGAGGUGCUGGACUCGGAGCAGGACCCCGCAGAGCAUGUCCCCGAGGUGGAGGAGGACCUGGACCUUCUGUACGACACACUGGACAUGGACCCCAGUGACAGUGGCCCUGAUAUGGAGGACGAUGACAGUGUCCUCAGCACCCCCAAGCCAAAGCUCAGGCCAUACUUUGAGGGUCUGUCGCACUCCAGCUCGCAGACGGAGAUCGGCAGCCUCCACAGUGCCCGGAGCCAGAAGGAGCCCCCGAGCCCCGCCGACGCACCCGAGAAGCCACGGACCCCGGUGGGCCGGCCGCCGAGCGACACCACCCCUGACCCUGCAGCCAACAGCUCCCCGGCCCCAGGGGAGCAGCCCGCGCCGUCUGAGGACAGCCCGGAGGCGGACAGCUGCCCCCUGGACGUGUUCUCCGAGCGGCUGCCACCCAGUGGGCGCAUCACCAAGACCGAGUCGCUGGUUAUCCCUUCCAACAGGGCCGAGGGGAAGCCGGCCGGCCGCCGGGGUCGGAGCACCUCCCUGAAGGAGCGGCAGCCGGCCCGGCCGCAGAGCGAGCGGGCCAACAGCCUGGACAACGAGCGCUGCCCAGACACGCGCAGCCCACUGCAGAUCCCCCGGAAGACCGUGUACGACCAGCUGAACCACAUCCUAGUGUCCGACGACCGGCUCCCUGAGAACGUCAUCCUGGUCAACACCUCAGACUGGCAGGGGCAGUUCCUGUCCGAUGUGCUGCAGCGGCACGCGCUGCCCGUGGUGGGCACCUGCUCGGGGGCUGACGUGCAGGCCGCCUUCAGCACCAUUGUCUCCCGCAUCCAGAGAUACUGCAACUGCAACUCCCAGCCACCCACGCCGGUCAAGAUCGCGGUGGCCGGUGCCCAGCAUUACCUCAGUGCCGUGCUGCGGCUAUUCGUGGAGCAGCUGACCCACAAGACACCCGACUGGCUCGGCUACAUGCGCUUCCUGGUUAUUCCGCUGGGCUCCCACCCGGUGGCCCGGUACCUGGGCUCUGUGGACGACCGCUACAAUGACUUCUUCCAGGACCUGGCCUGGCGGGACCUGUUCAACAGGCUGGGCGCCCAGAGCACAGUGCAGGACACCCCUGACAUCGUGGCGCGGAUCACACAGUACAUCUCGGGGGCCAACUGCGCCCACCAGCUGCCCAUCGCCGAGGCCAUGCUGACUUACAAGCAGAAGAGGAAAAAGAACUUUCACUUUGACUUUGCUCUCAGCCCCGACGAGGAGUCCUCCCAGAAGUUCGUCCCCUUCGUCGGGGUGGUGAAGGUUGGGAUAGUGGAACCCUCCUCGGCCACCUCAGGUGACUCGGAUGAUGCGGCCCCCUCAGGCCCCUGCGCGCUCUCAUCCACCCCUCCGUCCUCGUCGCCUGCGGCCAAGGAGGCCUCCCCCACCCCACCCUCCUCCCCGUCAGUCAGCGGAGGCCUGUCCUCCCCCAGCCAGGGCAUCGGCGCCGAGCUGAUGGGGCUACAGGUGGACUACUGGGUCGCCGCCCAGCCCGCGGACAGGAGACGGGACUCCGAGAGGAGGGACCUGCCAGCCGCCAAGAACACGCUCAAGUGCACCUUCCGGUCUCUCCAGGUCAGCAGGCUGCCCAGCAGUGGCGAGGCUGCGGCCACGCCCACCAUGUCCAUGACUGUAGUCACCAAGGAGAAGAAUAAGAAGGUCAUGUUUCUGCCCAAGAAGACCAAGGACAAGGACACGGAGCCCAAAAGCCAGCGUGUCGAGGGCAUCAGCCGGCUCAUCUGCACGGCCAGGCAGCAGCAGACCAUGCUGCGGGUCCUCAUCGAUGGCGUGGAGUGGAACGACGUGAAGUUCUUCCAGCUGGCCGCCCAGUGGUCAUCCCACGUCAGGCACUUCCCCAUCUGUGUCUUUGGGCAUCCCAAGCCCGCCUGCUAGCCGCCCGCGCUGGGCCAGGCCCUCUGCGCCCCGUGGGCAGCGCCACCACGGGACGCCGCCUUGGCCCUGAGACCGGCUCCCGCUGGGCGCCCGGGCCCUGUGCUCACUGGCGCAGGCCUGGCAGGCAGCCGCCAGGGGAGGAUGGUAUGUUGGCGCCUCUGGACCCCAGCGCCCCAGCAAGAAGGGGGCCCUCACCUUCACAGCCAGCCCCUCCUCGACGCCAGCGUGCUUCCUGGGGGUGCUGGUGGCAGGCACAGGGCCGCGCCCCUUCUUCAGGCCCCAGCACCCCCUCCUCCUCCCAAUAAACUCCAGCCUUGCGGGCAGAUGUGUUGCCGCCAAGUACAUGCCACGCCCCCCGCCAGCCGGCCAGGGCCUCCGCUGCCGGGGCUGGGCCCAGGGCCCUGGCCCUUGGGAACCCCGCACCCCAGGAGGCGCCCUUCCGACUCCAGCCUGGUCUCCCCACGGCCACCUGGACGUUGCCGCCUGGCCAUCUGCCCCGCGACCCCCGCACCCCCUCCCCAGGCAGGUGCGGGUCUGGGGGGCCCGGCAGGUUGGACCACAGGACUUGGGCCACGUGGCUGCAGAUUGCUGGCUGGAGCCCCCCUCACCGGUGCUGGACCCCAGGGGACCGGGGCGCUGCCCAUCCCGGGACGCACGUGGUGUCCCCGCCUUGCUUCCACCACCAGCCCCGGGCUCCUGCAGGGGCCGCGCGG
Messenger RNA from Talpa occidentalis (Iberian mole), 3413 nucleotides. It is a transcript of the gene PACS2, whose product is annotated as phosphofurin acidic cluster sorting protein 2. Gene Ontology annotation, molecular function: transmembrane transporter binding. Gene Ontology annotation, biological process: protein localization to plasma membrane. Lineage: Eukaryota; Metazoa; Chordata; Mammalia; Eulipotyphla; Talpidae. The coding region runs from base 1 to 2700 and encodes 899 amino acids. The transcript is spliced from 25 exons. The record is from RefSeq and is a predicted model, not a curated record.